AUGAGCCGCCGCUUUCUCAAAAACCUCUUUCCGUCGAAGUCCACGCCCCGGGAUAUACCAGAUCCUAUGGUAUCACCCUCACUGGUCACCAAGCUUACCCAGAAGCAGCUGGAGGAGUACACGCCCAAGUCUCAGCCAUACUACAGCUUCUCCGGCUCAAAAUGGCAGCGUGGCAGGCCGCCAACAGCCCAGGAGGCGCCGGGCGCGGAUGAGAAGGCGAGGAUCUCGAACCUCCGCCUUUUAACGUGGAACAUCGACUUCAUGGCGCCGUUUCCCCAAGCCCGCAUGGCCUCGGCUCUCGCAUACCUACAGACUGUGGCAGAGGACAUCCCCGCAUCCACGGCGGUGGUCAUCUGCCUUCAGGAGCUACGGCAAGACAUGCCUAUCAACUUCGACCGGCUGGAGAAGAGCUUUGACCCGCAGAUUGCGGAUGACCUGCGCCAGAUCGCUUCGGCGGCCUGGAUCCAAGAGAGAUUCCUCGUCACCGAUCUGACAACGGAUCAUUGGCGGUGCGGAUACAACAGUGUCACGCUCGUGGACAGGCGUCUCGGUAUCGCGGCAGUAUCCCGGAUGCCAUUUGUGAGCGAGUACAAGCGGGAAGCUCUGCUUGUCGACAUUGCAGUGACGCCCUCGGGAGGGCAGACCGAGGGACAAACGGGGAGCAGUCGGUCGAUUCUGCGGCUGUGUAACGUUCACCUGGACUCCAUGGCGGGGAAGCCACCUAUGCGCCCAAUCCAAUGGAAGGCCUGUGCGAAAUAUUUGCAAGACGAAUCGGAUGGGGUCGUGAGUGGCAUCCUCGCGGGGGAUUGCAACGCGAACCAGGACUAUGACUUGACUCAGCCUGAGGUGAAUGGAUUUAAGGAUGCCUACCUCGAGAUGGGAGGCAAAGACAGUGAUCCGGAGGGACAUACCUGGGGCCCCCAGAGCAGGAGUUCGAGAUUUCCACAUAAAAGAAUGGACAAGGUCUGUUUCUGGCAGCCAAGUGGGAGCGAUGGGGACCAGAAGCUUCUGGAGCUGAAGAGCCUGGAGAAGAUUGGUGUCGGAGUCAAGAUCGGAGAUGAAUCUAUCAGCGCGAAGCUUGCUGAGGAAGGAAGGCUGGAUUUUGUCACUGAUCAUUAUGGGUUGAUGGCAGAUUUCGAGGUGGGAGAAGAUUACGCUCUGGGGGUGCAAGCCUGA
Molecule: messenger RNA, 1176 nt
Organism: Diaporthe citri
Lineage: Eukaryota; Fungi; Ascomycota; Sordariomycetes; Diaporthales; Diaporthaceae
Exons: 1
Coding region: 1-1176 (391 amino acids)
Biological process (GO): double-strand break repair
Cellular component (GO): PML body; cytoplasm
Molecular function (GO): single-stranded DNA binding; 5'-tyrosyl-DNA phosphodiesterase activity
Source: RefSeq, a predicted model, not a curated record